This is a messenger RNA of Mytilus trossulus (common blue mussel), 1689 nucleotides long. Its product is annotated as adhesion G protein-coupled receptor E2-like. The record is from RefSeq and is a predicted model, not a curated record. Bases 102 to 1688 code for a protein of 528 amino acids. Lineage: Eukaryota; Metazoa; Mollusca; Bivalvia; Mytilida; Mytilidae. Gene Ontology annotation, biological process: G protein-coupled receptor signaling pathway; cell surface receptor signaling pathway. Gene Ontology annotation, cellular component: membrane. Gene Ontology annotation, molecular function: G protein-coupled receptor activity. The transcript has a single exon.
AGAUUGUGUGUUACCCAGGAAGAAUCUUGAUCAACGCCAAAUGUGUUCCGUUAGUUCCUUUUACGUCAAAUUUGGGUUACGUUCUUGCCUUCGGGAUAGAUAUGGUAUUACCAUUUAAUGUCGACAACCCGAACACUGUCAUGAAGUCAAUCCAAGAAACAAUUUGGAGUCAUAUUAAAGUAUUUGUUGGUCUACCUGAUCCAUUCAUCGAGGUGUCAAUUAUUUCAACAGACAGAUCAUGCAAUGUGUACGAUAAAUGGGCUGUUGGAAACAUUCACAUGACAGUGUUUCUAAAAAUAUUCAUUUCCACUUCCGUUUAUAGAGCACAAGUAGAAGAAAAUUUGUUCACAUUGAUGCAUUCGACUUUUACAUUUUUCUUGCCAUGCUCUGUAAAUAGUAAUGGUUGCCAAAUUGGUGGAAAAUUUAGUUUUGAUGAAAACGCACUUUAUCUUCCAACGGUAUUAACUUUCAUGUCCCUACAAAAUAAAUGUGUUUUGAACAAAGUUACCAACAUAACAAAUACAUUUAGGUAUGCGCAUCAACAGGUAUGUAGUCUAUUUGGAUGUUCUCAAAUUCAGUUAGAAAAAGAUGAAAUUAAAGUAACAGAAGACGGAAGACAAAUGACUAUCAUUCGUUUCGGUGUUGUACUAAGGUACUAUGAAUUUUUAUUACUGAAGAACAACAGCGCAAGAAUAUGCCAAAGUCUAUUUCAAAAUCUUCUCAAAGUACACGAACAGACAACACCGAUAGUUAAUACAGUAAUGUUUGUUUGUACUGUUAUAUCUCUUGUGGCUCUAUUUUUUACCUUUUUAACAUAUUUCAUGUUUCCAACGUUAAGAACACUACCAGGUAAGAACAACAUGAACCUUGUGUUUUCCAUGUUUUUUGCUAUCGGAUUUCUGGAAUUUAGUGUCAGGGGGACAAACAGCCACAUUGUGUGUCUAGCAUUAGGGGCCUCUAUUCAUUUUUUCUGGUUAUCUACUUUUGGAUGCUUAAAUGUUUGUUCAAUUCAUAUGUAUCGUACUUUUCGACAGACCUUUGUGAUUAACCACAACGACUAUGAUGCAGACAAAAAACGUUUUGCUUUCUAUCUUAUUUACUCUUAUGCUGGUCCUUUGAUCAUUGUAGGUCUAACAGUUUCUUCAAGUUAUUUGUCAGACAAUGAUUUAUAUGGUUACGAUCGGAAUGUGUGUUUUAUCCAAGACCACCUCGUUCUCAUUUGCACUUUUAUUGUGCCUAUUACCAUUAUUUGUUUGGUCGAUUUAUUCCUUUUCAUUUCAACAGUAAUAAACAUAAAAUCUACGCCAAAAGUCAACACUAACGAAUCUUUUAUGCAAAACAAAAUUCAUUACACUGUUUACGUCAAACUAUUUGUAUUGACCGGAAGUGCAUGGAUUUUGCAAAUACUGGAUUCUUUCUUUCCCGUCUCAAGUUUCUCAAUAGUAGUCUCCUUUUUAAAUUCUUUCCAAGGUCUGUAUAUCUUUUUGGCAUACAAUUGUAAUAGACGUGUUUUAUAUUUAUAUCGGAACCAAUUUAAACAAAUGUUUACUAGCAGUAAAAUCGGGAAAGUAAAUAAAACAAACAUGACUACACUUGUAUCGUCUAUACCUGGGAAACGUUUUUCAUUCAAAGACAAAACUUUAAGUGAAUAUGAGUAUCGGCAAAAAUUGCAUACAACAAAAAUAUGAU